AUGGAUGUCGACUCUCUUUUGGAUAGCGGUAUUCUGCCGCAUGCCGUCAUCCGACUUGGAAUUCGUCGAAACCUAGCCAAACGACUCCAGGAAGUGGCUACACCAGACCUCGCCUCGGCCACGGCGCGUAAGCAGGGCUAUGUGGCUCGGCUGCGUCUUCAACCUAUUGCCAUUGAGACGGACACGGCCAACAAGCAGCACUAUGAGGUCGGCACCGGCGUGCUGGCUGCUACUCUCGGCCCGUAUAUGAAGUACUCGAGCUGCUGGUACCCCGAGGUGGAGAAUGAAGGUAGUAACAGCGCCCUCCUUUCAUCCGCAGGCCGACUGCUGUCCCGGUUCGUGCCUUGGAAGAGCCGCAAGCGCACGACCCUGGCCGAAGCCGAAGUGGCCAUGCUCUCCAGCUACAUUGAAAAGGCCGAUCUCGACGACGACAUGCACAUCCUGGAUCUCGGGUGUGGCUGGGGCUCGUGCUCGCUCUUCUUUGCCGAGAAACUGCCCAAGGCCAAGAUCACGGCGUUUUCCAACUCGCGCACCCAGAAGAUCUACAUUGACGAGCAGGCCAAGAAACGCGGCCUGACCAACCUGACUGUAAUCACCGGCGACGUCGUCGACUACGAAUUUGCACCCGAGAGCUUUGACCGCGUGGUCUCCAUCGAGCUGUUUGAGCACAUGAAGAACUACGAGCUGCUCUUGGCCAAAGUCGGCCGCGCGCUGCGGCCGGGCGGCAAGCUCUUUGUGCACCUCUUUAAUCAUGCCACGACGCCGUAUGACUACGAGGAGGGCUGGAUGUCAACCUACUUUUUCACGGGCGGCACCAUGCCGUCGGCGGACCUGCUGCACUACUUCCAGCACGACCUGACGCUUGAGAAACAGUGGUGGGUCAACGGGCGCCAUUACUCGCGGACUUGCGAGGACUGGCUGCAGAACAUGAUUGACAACAGGAAGGCCAUGAUGCCCGGACUCGUGGCCACAUACGGCGACAAGGAUGCCGUGGCCUGGUACUACCGGUGGCAGGUGUUUUACAUGGCCUGUUCGGAGCUGUUCAACUACCGUGGCGGCGACACGUGGGGCGUCUCGCACUAUCUAUUCUCCAAAGCCGCCGAGAAAAAGUGA
Molecule: messenger RNA, 1113 nt
Organism: Sporothrix schenckii 1099-18
Lineage: Eukaryota; Fungi; Ascomycota; Sordariomycetes; Ophiostomatales; Ophiostomataceae
Product: cyclopropane-fatty-acyl-phospholipid synthase
Exons: 2
Coding region: 1-1113 (370 amino acids)
Source: RefSeq, a predicted model, not a curated record